Molecule: messenger RNA, 1471 nt
Organism: Callorhinus ursinus (northern fur seal)
Lineage: Eukaryota; Metazoa; Chordata; Mammalia; Carnivora; Otariidae
Gene: KRT7
Product: keratin 7
Biological process (GO): keratinization; intermediate filament organization
Cellular component (GO): keratin filament
Molecular function (GO): structural constituent of skin epidermis
Source: RefSeq, a predicted model, not a curated record
AUGUCUAUCCACUUAAGCUCCCAGGUCUUCAGCUCGCGCUCCUCCGCCUUCCCCCGGCGCGGCGCGCAGGUGCGCCUCAGCCCCGUGCGCCCCGGCGGCUUCGGCAGCCGCAGCCUGUACGGCCUGGGCGCCUCGCAGCCGCGCGUGGCCGUGCGCUCCGCCUACGGGGGCCCCGUGGGCGCCGGCAUCCGCGAGGUAACCAUCAAUCCGAGCCUGCUGGCCCCGCUGCGGGUGGACAUCGACCCGUCCAUCCAGCAGGUGCGCCAGGAGGAGCGCGAGCAGAUCAAGACCCUCAACAACAAGUUCGCCUCCUUCAUCGACAAGGUGCGGUUCCUGGAGCAGCAGAACAAGCUGCUGGAGACCAAGUGGGCCCUGCUGCAGGAGCAGAAGUCGGCCAAGAGCAGCUGUGUCCCCAGCAUCUUCGAGGCCUACAUUGCUGGCCUGCGGAGGCAGCUUGAGGGGCUGCAGUUGGAUGGAGGCCGCCUGGAGGCAGAGCUGCGGAACAUGCAGGACGUGGUGGAAGACUUCAAGAACAAGUAUGAAGAUGAAAUUAACCGUCGCACAGCUGCUGAGAAUGAGUUCGUGGUGCUGAAAAAGGAUGUGGAUGCUGCCUACAUGAACAAGGUGGAGUUCGAGGCGAAGGUGGAUGCCCUGAAUGAUGAGAUCAACUUCUUCAAGACCUUCUAUGAGACGGAGUUGGCAGAGCUGCAGUCCCAGAUCUCGGACACGUCCGUGGUGCUGUCCAUGGACAACAGCCGCUCCCUGGACCUGGACGGCAUCAUCGCCGAGGUCAAGGCCCAGUAUGAGGAGAUGGCCAACCGCAGCCGGGCCGAGGCCGAGACCAUGUACCAGAUCAAGUUUGAGACCCUCCAGGCGCAGGCUGGGAAGCAUGGGGACGACCUCCGUAAUACACGGAACGAGAUCGCAGAGAUGAACCGUGCCAUCCAGAGGCUGCAGGCUGAGAUUGACAAUAUCAAGAACCAGCGUGCCAAGUUGGAGGCUGCCAUUGCCGAGGCCGAAGAAUGUGGGGAGCUGGCCCUCAAGGAUGCACAUGCCAAGCAGGAGGAGCUGGAGGCCGCCCUGCAGCGAGCCAAGCAGGACAUGGCCCGGCAGCUGCGCGAGUACCAGGAGCUCAUGAACGUCAAGCUGGCCCUGGACAUCGAGAUCGCCACCUACCGCAAGCUGCUGGAGGGCGAGGAGAGCCGGUUGGCUGGAGAUGGAGUGGGAGCUGUGAAUAUCUCUGUGGUGAACUCCACUGGUGGAGGUGGCAGCCGGGUGGCCUUUGGAGGAACCAUGGGCAGCAAUGCCCUGAGCUUCUCGAGCGGUGGGCCUGGGACCUUCAAGUCCUAUUCCAUCAGGACCUCAGCUGCCACCCAUAGGAGCAUACGAAAAUGAGCCCUGGUGUGCAGAGACCCCCCCCCCCCCCCGACUCCCCCCCUCCCCCGCAGUCACAGGCGGACUCCCCUCCCUG